Messenger RNA from Dimorphilus gyrociliatus, 1285 nucleotides. The record is from the annotation of a GenBank genome assembly. NCBI's taxonomy places the organism in Eukaryota, Metazoa, Annelida, Polychaeta, Dinophilidae.
GAUGACGCGUAGCAGAAAACGGAAGAGGAAUGAGUUAGAGGCCAAACUUUCAUCCCCUCAGUGUUUCUAUCUCGGUAUAGAUCCAACUGCAAGUAGUCUACAUAUAGGGAAUUUGUUACCGUUAAUUGCACUCUUACAUUGUCAAAGAGCUGGACAUAAUGCUGUUGUCCUCAUUGGUGGUGCUACAGCACAAAUAGGUGACCCUAGUGGAAAAAAUAGUGAAAGAAAUCCUAUUGAUAAAAUUCAUAUAAGAGAAAAUGUGUCCUCAAUAAGAAUGAUAAUUGAAAAAAUACAAAAGAAUUUCGAUGAUAUGUUUCAAAAAGAUAAUCCCGGAUCUUUUACUAUUCUCAAUAAUGAAGAUUGGUAUUCCCAAAUAAAUCUGGUAGAAUUUUUGUCAACAUACGGAAGGCAUUUUAGAAUGGGUCCUCUCCUGAGUAGAGAAACAGUCCAAACUCGAUUAAAGGGAGAGCAAGGUCUCAGUCUAUGCGAGUUCACUUAUCAAAUAUUCCAGUCUUACGAUUGGUUUCAUUUAAUGAACAAAUAUAAUUGCUAUAUUCAAAUUGGAGGAAAUGAUCAAACUGGAAAUAUCGUUUCUGGAUACGAGUUCAUCCAAAGAGUUAAAAAAGAUACUGUUUUUGGAUUAACUGUCCCACUAAUUACAGAUUCGAGUGGCGCCAAAUUGGGAAAGAGUGCUGGAAAUUCAGUAUGGUUAGACGGCAUUCAAACCUCCGCAUACGAGUUAUAUCAAUUUUUUAUCAACCUCCCUGACGAUGAUAUGGAAAGAAUGUUAUCAUUAUUUACUUUUUUACCUAUAGAUUCCAUAAAGAAACUUAUAAAUUUACAUCUUGAAAAUCCAUCCGAACGAAUGGCUCAGAAAAAACUUGCAGUAGAGGUAGUGAAAUUAGUUCACGGAGAGGUGGGAGUAGAGAUAGCAGAAAAAUAUUCUGCAAUUCUCUUUGGCAAAAAUGAAGACGUUGCUAAAAUGAUAGGAGACUUAGAUGGUACUGAAUUACAGAAUCUAUUUAAGAAUGCUUCUACAACACAAAUUCAAUUUGAGAAUGGAAUGAAGUUGUCUGAUAUUUGUAUGGCCGCAAAAUGCUUUAAAAGAAAUAAGGACGCUGACAGAAUCAUUCGACAAGGAGGAGUUAAAUUAAAUGAACAAAAAGUUCUUGAUCCGGAAUAUCGGAUUGAUGAAGCAAGUGCCAUUUUAAAAAAUGGAAUAAGUGUUAUUAAAGUGGGGAAAAAGAAAUACUACAUCAUCGAGUGGUUCCCCGCAAGAUCGUGA